Molecule: messenger RNA, 1875 nt
Organism: Tetrahymena thermophila SB210
Lineage: Eukaryota; Ciliophora; Oligohymenophorea; Hymenostomatida; Tetrahymenidae
Product: transmembrane protein, putative
Exons: 2
Source: RefSeq, a predicted model, not a curated record
AUGAAAUCAAAUUAAAAUUACCUAUUUAUUUAUUUAUUUAUUUAUUUAUUUAUUUUUAUUUUAAAGAAACAAAAUAAAAAAUAUAAGUAGAUUAUUAAUUAAUGCUUUUUUUUUAGUGAUAUUUUAAAAAUUAGCAAUUAAUAUUAAGUAAUUUUCAUCACAAUAUUAAAAUAUUUUGAACCACUUAUUUAUUUUUAUGAAAGGAAAUAGAUUAAUAAAAUAAAUAUAAUAAAUUUAUUCAUAAAUUUAAUUGAUAAUUUUGUAAUUUUGGAAAGCAUGGAUUAUAAAAAAAACUACGUUUAACUGAUUAUAGCUUACACAUUUAUUUCUAAAGUAUCAUUGAUCUUGUAGAUUUACCAACUCAUUUAACUUUAUCAUGAAGAUAUAAAUAUUAAUUCUUACAUUAGAAGCUUUUUACUUUCUUUAAUAUGCAGCAGAUAUGUGAGUUACAUAUUCUUAAAAAGAUUAUAUUAGAUGAGCAUUUAAGGUUAUAUUUUAAUUAUAUUAACAUAUUCUGAAGACAUUUACUUGUUUUACAGGCUCUUAAUCAAUUAAAAUCAAUAAAAUAAUUUGAACUAAGGGUUAAUUUAAAACUUUUAAUAAAAUUAUAAUUAUCUAUUCUUUCUUGUUCAUUUUAAUAGUAUCAUAUUUGCUCCAACUAAAGUACUUAUUUAUCUAACUCUUUAUGAUAGUUAAAUUAUUGAAUAAAAAUUAUUUUGCUUAUGGCUGAUUUUUUCAGUAGGAGUUGAUUUGUUCUUUUGCUGGAUGGAUGGCUUAUUUAGUUUAAGCUAUUUGUUUGUUACUAAUUAUCCAAACUUACCCAAUAUAUUAAUCAAGGAAUCACUAUUGGCAUCAUUUAAUUUCAUGGCAAGUGUAACGAUCUUAUCAGAGUGCUCAAAAAUAUAAAGAUUUUUACUUUUUUAUGCAAUUUAUAAUAUUAUUCUUGCUAUUUAUUAUCACUAGAGUAUUAAAAAUAGAAUUGAAUACAUGCAAAUAUAAAACUCUUUAGAAAGAAAUUUGGUAAUCAAAUUUUUUUUUCAUAUUGAUGUUGAGGCUAAAAUUGUUACAGAAGGCGUAUAGUUUCUAGGAUGCAUAACAUUAAAUUAAUCUAUAAAAUUCUCUCUGAUGUAGAAAUGCUUUCUAUUGAUUUCUUAUUUAUACUGUCUGAUGAACCAAGACGAAAUUACAAAUUAUUAAUAUUUUUGUCUAUGCUUAAUAGUUUUGUCUCCUAUUUUCUAAUUUUUCAAACUUGUCUAAAAUAUGGAUUUAAGAAAUGCAAAAAAUCCUUAUGUAAUAGAAAUUGAUAAUUUUUACGAUCUGAAAAAAUACAUUUAAUUGUACGAAUAAGAAAAUAAAAGUAAGAAAUUUUAAUACUUUUAAAAUCUUAAGUUAGUAAACAUUUAUAUAAAUCCAAAUUAAUUUGUGAAUCACUCUGAUCUUUUAGUAUCAUUAUUUUCCUCAUUUGGUGCCUCAGAAAUAUGUUCAAGAUUUUACAGCAGGUAGUACUUCGAGUAAUCUUAAAAGUAUUAAAAGAUUAAAUUAAAUACAUAAAUUUAAGCAAACGACUUCGAUAUUACAAUCAAAAUUUCUUAAGUAUUGCCUUAAAUAAAAUUACUUGAGACUAAAGUGGAAAGAAAUGUGGAUUUUUAUAAAAUAAUAAGUUUACUUUUUACGAAUAGCAUAUUAUUGAAGAUAGAAAAUAUUGAGUUUGGGAUUUAAGAAGACUUAAAUACAAAAUUAAUUUAAAUAAAUAACAGGUUCUUUGAUUAAACAAAUGUUACCCAACUUUAAGCUGUAGUAUUUAUGGCUUUUAUAUCUCAGUAACAAAUAUACAAUCCUCUCAUUAUAUUUUAUGACCUAUUUGAGUGCUACUGA